This is a messenger RNA of Paraglomus occultum, 559 nucleotides long. NCBI's taxonomy places the organism in Eukaryota, Fungi, Glomeromycota, Glomeromycetes, Paraglomerales, Paraglomeraceae. The record is from the annotation of a GenBank genome assembly.
AUGCAUAGUUUCACUUUACUACCAUCAGCACAUGAUAAAGAGAGCUUGAUUUUAGUUGCAUGUGCUUUCCAUGCAUUGAAAGAUGGUAUUCAGACAUUGAAACAAUAUUAUAGUGAAUUGGAUGUAAACUAUUUGGAAACUGUUGAUCUUAAGGAAGACAGACAAAUGUUCUAUCCGUAUCGUGAUUUUUUUACAAUGAAUGGUAUGGAAAUCCGCUUCAAGUACAAAAAACGGCUGCAAGACCAAAAACUUCUUUUCCUUGUGGACAUAGUGAAUGCAAAGGAAAAAACUAUGAAUGAAGAAAACAUCAUUACCACUACUCAAUUACUGAUCAAAUUUGCAAGGAGUUAUGUUAAUCUACUUGCUGGAGGGUGGAAAAUUAUUGUUAUGGAAUAUCUUCUUCCAGAGCAAUUUGUUACAGUUUAUGAGGCUCUAUCACCUCCUGACACAAUCAAAAGCAAUAGAUUGCUGGAAUUGGCCAAGAAUUCAGUCAGUUUACUGCAUAAUGCCAGAUAUGUCCAUGGUGAUAUUCGUACAUCAAACCUGAUGAUUUCAAAUG